Vittaforma corneae ATCC 50505 is the source of this 948-nucleotide messenger RNA. RefSeq lists its product as uncharacterized. The record is from RefSeq and is a predicted model, not a curated record. NCBI's taxonomy places the organism in Eukaryota, Fungi, Microsporidia, Nosematidae. The transcript has a single exon. Bases 1 to 948 code for a protein of 315 amino acids.
AUGAAUGAAAAGAUUUCGAUGCACGUAGAAUACGAAAAAAUGAUAUGUUCUUCCAGAAUGGUGCUAUUUUUUACACCAAAUGAGGGCUCUGUUGGGAUAUUUGAUGUUAUGCGUUGCAAGUCAUCUACCAUUUCCUUCACAUUUUCUAUUAGAGAUGUUGUACUAACUGGCAAGUAUAUUUACAUCCUAGAAGAGAACAAAAUUCAUAAAUACUCAUCAAAAACGUGCAAGCCCCUUUCAAGAAUAAUAAUUCCCGGGUUUAUAGGCUUUAUUGAGCUUAAAAACCACAGUUUCCUAGUGUAUACAAGGGAUGAAGCAAUGCUUUUCAACGAUUGUGCAAGAACUGAGUGGAAGAAGAAGUACGAGCAUGCACAGAUCAUUGGGGAAUUCCUGGUUGUUGUAUUUGCAGACAAAGUGGUUGUGUAUAAGAGUCUUGACGGAGAGAUAUAUUCAAUUUCAAAGGAAGAAUUUGAGGAGAAGUUCUAUCCAAUAUCUAGAACAUUAGAUCCAAAGAGUGACCUAAAAUGGAUAUCAUUUUCGAUCAGCAACAAAAAGUUAUAUUUAUUAGCUGAUGAUAGGAUAGUUGGCAGGGAUUUGAAUGUGUACCUGGAUGCUUUGAACUGCCAGCUAAAAGAUUUGCAAGGCGCAAAGAUAAGGAAGUUCCAGUGUAUUUCCAAGGCCUUAAUUUUACUAGACGAGUUGCAGACGAGUCUAUACAUGGUUCCAAAAAGCUUAGAAAAUGUCCUCUUUACAGCAAAAUGCAGUGAUUUUUAUUAUAAUAGCACAGACAACACGCUUUUUGUGCUUUAUAGUAAGAAGUUCAGGAUCUUUGAGCAAAUAUCGGAAUUUAAACAGCAAUUUAGAUUGACCAACGAAAACACUGUUUACCAAGAAGCCGAAGAUGAGUUUGACGAAUCUGAAAACUCAAGCGUGGAUUUGUGUAUAUAG